Molecule: messenger RNA, 1430 nt
Organism: Haliaeetus leucocephalus (bald eagle)
Lineage: Eukaryota; Metazoa; Chordata; Aves; Accipitriformes; Accipitridae
Product: macrophage mannose receptor 1-like
Exons: 7
Coding region: 18-1244 (408 amino acids)
Source: RefSeq, a predicted model, not a curated record
UCGGCACCGCAGGGACAAUGUACGGCAACAUUGAGUCCAGCCAAGCCGGGCAGGGGCAAAUGUGGGAGCUGGAGCUCAGCGGCAGGGAAGCCUGCAGCGACCUGUGCUCCACAGAGGAGAACCCAUAUGAGCCCUUGGACUCUGCCAUCACCGUGCCAAGCCAGAAGCACGUGCCUGACCCCCCAGGUACGGCAUGGGCAAGGGCAAGAGCAUCGUCAAAAGGACAAAACCACGCUGCGGUUAAAGCCGGUGCCACCCGGCUCUGCCCAAACCAGGGGCUGGCUGUCACUCACCCACCCUCCUCAGCGUCAGGGUGCUGCUCCAGGGAGAAGCUGGUGCUGGUGGGCACCGUGGCACUGGGUGUCUCGGUGCUGAUGAACGUGAUCUUUCUCGCUGUCGGCUCACAGCACAUUGCAGCCCUGACGGAAGCACUGGAGGCAGAGAAGGUGAAGAAGGUGCCGAAUAUGGCCUCCUGCUCCUUCCUGCUGUACAACGAAGACCACCGCAAGUGCGUGGAGGCCAGGGGGCAACAACUGAUGGUGACGACGUGCCGGCCCGAUGCCACGGCACAACGGUUCCAGUGGUUACAAGGGGGCCGGCUACGGGGCUGGGGGAGCCAGCACUGCAUUACGGCAACCCGCGGGCAAAGCUGGGCAGUCGUGGGGCUGGAGCCGUGCCGGGACGACGGCGAGCUGCAGCGGUGGGAGUGCCGUGAUGGCGGGCUGUUGGCACUCGUCGGCUACGAUCUCUACUUCAAUUACGGCAACCACCCGCAGCACAUGGUGAUGCUUUACACUGGGAACCGCGAGUGGAGCCGCUGGGUCAUCCACGGGAGCAAGGAUGACGUCUGUUCCCGCUCCUGCUGUCCCCCUUGCUCCAAAGGCUGGACCCAUUUUGGGAAGUCCUGCUAUUUCUACUCCAAGACGGUGAGUUCCUGGGAGAAGGCCCAGCACUUCUGCUCAGUCCUGGGCAUGCAGCUCCUGGAGGUGGACAGCCCCGAGGAGAAGGAUCACAUCCGGACCAUACUGCAAACCUCCUCCUGGCUCAGCAUCAGGGAUGAAGAGGUCGAGGGUACCUGGAAGCGGGCGAACGGGACUAUCCUACCCCGGGAAAGCAGCUUUUGGCACAGGAAUGAGCCCAAUGGCGGGCACCAGGAGAACUGCGCAGUGGUGAGGGAGGAUGGCGAGUGGUACGACUACCCCUGCACAAGUCAACUCCCCUGGGUGUGCGAGGGACACCCCUGAGCAUGCAAGGGACACCCCACGACCCCUGACCCCCCACCCAGCACCCACCACCCCCUCUGGGGGCUCCCCCUGACCCCUUUCCACUUGCCACAUCUAACCUGCAGCACUCCAGGAUGUAGCCCUGACCUUCAGCACAUCUGUUUGGGGUCCAUGGAUGGAUCUCUGGGGAAAAUUUGGGGUACGGGG